CAUAAAAGGGCUGCAGCAAGAGCUCUGCUGGUCAAACACACACUCGGCACACAGUCUGAUGGAGCAGGGCUGUGUGUGAGCUCGUCAUGUCCAGGGGCCCUGGGCCCUCAGGGGCAGCCCAUCUACAGGAUCGGGAGCCCGGCGCUGGGGGUCUGGCCGAGGGUCCGGUGGGCCUGCAGACGCUGCUGGAUCUGCUGGUGGGAGUUUAUCAGGAGUUCUGCUCAUCGCCGCUGCGCAGAGAGAAACACGUGCAGAGAUUCCUGCAGUGGGCGGAGCCUCUGGUCAGACAGGUGAAGAAGACCCGAAUCAGCAGAGAGGAUUUCCACAUCCUGAAGGUGAUCGGCAGAGGGACGUUCAGCGAGGUGGCUCUGGCGCGCAUGCGUAACACACAGCAGGUUUACGCUGUGAAGAUCAUGAAUAAAUGGGACAUGCUGAAACGUGGAGAGAUGGCGUGUUAUCAGGAGGAGCGAGAGGUUCUGCUAAAGGGGGACAGAAGGUGGAUCACAGAGUUGCACUACGCCUUCCAGGAUGAUGAUUACCUAUACCUGGUCAUGCAUUAUUAUGUUGGCGGUGACCUGCUGACGCUGCUGAGUAAGUUUAAUGACGGUCUGCCGGAGGAGAUGGCGCAGUUUUACCUGGCGGAGAUGGUGAUGGCCAUCGACUCCGUGCACCUGCUGGGAUACGUCCACAGAGAUAUUAAACCUGACAAUAUCCUGCUGACGGCAGACGGCCACGCACGGCUCGGGGAUUUCGGCUCAUGUCUCCGGCUAGAAGAUGAUGGACUGGUGCACUCGGCGGUGGCGGUCGGGACUCCAGAUUAUCUGUCUCCAGAACUCCUGCGGGCGGUGGAGGCUGGUGGGGGAUACGGAUCUGACUGCGACUGGUGGGCUCUAGGCGUCUGCGCAUAUGAGAUGCUGCUGGGAACCACACCGUUCUAUGCAGAGUCCAUCUCUGAGACCUACGCCAAAAUCAUUCACUUCAAGGAUUAUUUUGGGUUUCCAGCCAGUGGUGUGCAGGUGUCUGAGCCGGCGCGUGCUCUGGUCUGCAGUCUGCUGUGAGAGCGCUCUGAGCGUCUGGGCUCUGGAGGAUCUGCAGACUUCAGGAGUCAUCCGUUCUUCAGUGGCCUAGACUGGAGCUCUCUGCAUCUGCACCCUCCGCCGUACCGUCCAGACGUCUCCAACGCCACAGACACUUCAAACUUCGAUGUGCUGGACGACUGCCUCAGUGAAACGGAGACUCUGUCUGAUGUGAUGGAGCGAGCGCCGGUCGGGGUUCAUCUGGCAUUUGUGGGAUACUCGUACACUGCCACCAGAGAGACGGGUGCGCUGGACCGCAGCAGCGACAUCAUGAUGGAGAUCGACCAGCUGCAGGACACAGACUCUCUCCACCUGCAGGACAAACUGGAUCAGGUGUGGCAGCUCAGAGAAACCAUCACUGCUGAAGUGUUGAGCGCUCCAGAAUCUCCAGCUGAGAAAAACAACCCAGAGCGAGUGGACAGAAGCACAGAGACGGAGCAGAGCGACACACACGUGCAGGAGCUACAGAGGCAUCUUCAUAAGGCUGAGAGGAGGAACCGAGAGUUGGAGCAGGAGAUGGCAGGCCUGAGGGAGCAGAUCCUCCGACUGAGCGCUGUCAGAAACACAGUCACAGAGCUGUGUGUGUGUCCACCAGCGCGCGCUCUGGCCGUUUGCCCUCUGGACUCUGCCCAGGACAGCUCAGUGACGCCCCCUGCCUGCCAUUACCCGCUAGUGACACCACUGCACCGCCACCUGCUGCUGUUCAACCGGGUGCGAGUGCCGCAGGUGAGCAGUGAGUCGUAUCUGCUGGUGUGUGCUGUAGGGCAGGAGCUGCAGCUGUGGGAGCGUCACCUCAACACUGAUCUUUGCUGAACCUCUGCAGACAAACACUACAGCAGCAGAGGACGCACUUCUCUCUGUUCAUCUGCUCAUCAGCUCUUCAGCUCCACAGACCUCCAGCAUCACGCAAGUGUCGAGUGUUUAAAACCAGUCAGGAACUUCCCUACACAUGAACUUCUGUUGAAGUGGAUUGAUCCCAUGACAAACACAGAACACCAGUCAACACAAGCAUGCACCGGUUGUAUUUGAUAAUAGCACUGUGCCUUCUUAAUCAGCAUUUAAUAAGCUGGAGAACUGCUGGGAAAAUCAACCCGGGCUCAUUAUGGAUAUGUACCUCUAUAUACAUUUCUGGAGAACGUCAAAUGUGUCCCAGGAGGUCUGUUUUUGUGCAGUUUUAUUUUUUUUAAUCAACCAGAGGCCGCUGUGUAAGCUUUUACAGAUCUCAAAUUUCUCUAGCUAGUGCUCUUCUCACAAAAUUCCACAGAGGCUGUGACUGACUGACUGACCGACUGACUGACCCCCCCCCCUUGUUUUCAAAAGCAAUUCAGAAAAUAGAAAACCCCUUGCCUGAUUUUUACCAGGUUUUCAGAUUUGACCACAUUCUCACGCUGAUAUUUACUUGACGUUUAUUUUUUUGCCUUUUGUUUUACCUGCUUUCCGGAACCAUUCUUUGCUGGACUUGAACUCCAUCAUUGCCAUCUGCUCUCUGCGUCUCAAGUCUGCCGAUGUAUGCAGCAAGCUACUGGACAAACUAUUAACAGCGAAAAAAGCCGUCCAGACAGGGGUAGUCAUCAGUGGUGUCAUACCGCCACAUAGCGUUCGUUUUAAAGAUGAAGUGCAGCCAUACGUAACUCUGGAUACAUAAUUCAUACUCUCCAGAAAUGUAUACAGGAGUACGCUUUCAGAAUGAGCCCCAAAAAUGCCCCAAAACUGCCAAAAAUGCUUUAAGGUUUUGUCUUAUUUCUUGUCUGUAUAUCUUAAGAUUAUGCAUGUAUAUAAACGUGAAAACCAGAAUAUUCUGCUUCCCUCAUGGGUAGACAAUUUUACUUGUUUUAUGGAAAAUCUCACUUAAUUUUCACUCAGUUUUCUUU
Danio rerio (zebrafish) is the source of this 2947-nucleotide messenger RNA. The record is from RefSeq and is a predicted model, not a curated record. NCBI's taxonomy places the organism in Eukaryota, Metazoa, Chordata, Actinopteri, Cypriniformes, Danionidae.